CCCACUGUGAGCCAUGCACGUGUUCUUGAUUUGGCUUCUUUUAACGUGGCAUUUUGCGUGUAAAACAACUCUUACAUUCGACAUUUCAUGUUGGGUCGUGUUCUCAUACAUACAUGGAUUCCCUUCACGAGUCAACAAUUUGGUGUGGACUACUGUAGUGUGGACUGCUGUGUGGGCGACUGUGGGUACACGCGCGAGGAGACAGAGAUGGCAGUCAUGAAGAGUGCUCUUCCUUCCAUCGCCAUACCGGAGCCCGAUAACCUGGCCUGCUAUAUCAUGAAAGGUUUUCACGGCUAUGGCAACCGAGCCGCAUUGAUAACGCCGGCACAGGUGAGAGUACACCUACAUAAACAGCACGUCAACUACGCCGAGAUGAGUCGCCAGCGGCCUGAGCAAGCGAUGUUCUGCAGAGCAACGUGGCUGGCCAUCUAA
This is a messenger RNA of Priapulus caudatus, 432 nucleotides long. RefSeq lists its product as uncharacterized. The record is from RefSeq and is a predicted model, not a curated record. Bases 88 to 432 code for a protein of 114 amino acids. The transcript is spliced from 3 exons. NCBI's taxonomy places the organism in Eukaryota, Metazoa, Priapulida, Priapulimorpha, Priapulimorphida, Priapulidae.